UGGGCGGAGCGCGGGGCGGCCCGGGGAGCAACACCGGAGGGUCGUCUCGAGAGCGCCGUUCGACUCGCCAGCCCAGGUUCAUCUUUUCCGCUGAGUCCAGCCUGCAUCCGCCCAGCCUGGCCACGGGGGUUCUGCACUUCUCCUUGCUGCUCUACUCCUUCCCCUGCCCUUCACUUCUCCUCCUCUGCCCCAGGUCGCAGAUAUGGCUGCAGCAGCCAUGACUCAGGCAGCCGCAGUGCAGCACACAGGCAGGGAGAAGCAGAGCCCGGCAGUGUAGAGAGCUGCCUCCAGCUGCUCCGGGAGGCAUUUGAAGAUGUGGCGCUGUACUUCACCCGCAAGGAGUGGGAGCUGUUGGGAGAUGGAGACAAGGCACUUUACCGGGACCAGAUGCUGAGGAAUUACCAAGCCCUUGUUUCCCUGGGGUGUCGAGGUCCUGCACCAGACUUGAUUGGCCGCAUCCAGCGGGGGGAGGUGGAGCUCUGGGUCUGUGUUGAUGAGCACCCUAGGAGACAUGCAUGGUUUGAGGGCCUGUCCCCAGAUUGUUCUGAUAUGGGGGACACCAGGGACUCAGUGGCAGAGGAAAGCUGUGUGGAAUCAUUCCCUGGACCAGGCCUUUGCCUGCAAGCAGCAGGUUCCAUGAAGCUGAGCAGAGCCGAGUUGCAGCCUCGUGGGGAAGAACUUGCAAACCUGGGGCUGAUUCCAGCCAGAAACCAGCUCCUUAGGCAAUGGGGACAGAGAGCAGCUGAGCCACAGAAGAGCCCUGUGUGCCAGGAAGGAUUUAAGGAGCAGAGAGACCUGAAGAGCCAUGAGGGCAGCACUGUCCAGGCAGAGGCCUUGUAUAUCUGUGGAGAGUGUGGCAAGAGCUUUUGGGGCCAACAAGAGCUCCAGGCGCACGAUGCCACUCACGUGCGGGAGCUAGCCUACCCCUGCCUUGAGUGUGGAAAGAGCUUCCGCUACAAAUACUGUCUCAUAGACCACCGGAGAACACACUCAGGGGAGCACCCCCACGUCUGCCAGGACUGUGGGAAGAGCUUUCCCCGCCCAUCCCAUCUCCAAGUUCACCGGCGCAUCCACACUGGGGAAAAGCCGUAUGGCUGCAAAGAGUGUGGGAAGAACUUUGCACAGAGGUCUUCUCUCACUAAGCACUGGCGUGUGCACAGCACAGAGAAACCCUAUCAUUGCAGUGACUGUGGGAAGAGCUUCAAUGACCCAUCUUACCUCCAUGUCCACCAACGUCUGCACACAGGGGAGAAGCCCUACAUCUGUGGACAGUGUGGGAAGAACUUCUACCACACAUCCCACCUCAGAAGCCACCAGCGCCUGCACACGGGGGAGAAGCCCUAUGGCUGUGGGCAGUGUGGUCACCAUUUCAGGCACAGAACAUCCCUCAUUGAACACCAGCGCUUGCACACGGGGGAGAAGCCAUACCUCUGCGUCCAGUGCGGGGUGAGCUUCCGGCAUAGCUCAUCUCUCACCAAGCACCAGGGGACCCAUAGGCCAGACCCUCACCUUUGACAGGGAUCCUUUUCUACCACUUCUUGUCUUACCCUCCCCCUUGACAGGGGGUGGGGGGGGUGGGAUUUGCCUGGCCUGAAAUGCCCCCGAAGCUCCAUUCCCCAGGUGCUGGGUUUGCACUGUCCUUGAAGAAGGGAGCGGUCUCCUAAAUGAGCUUUAGUUGGGGUUAUAGCCUGCAGCUGAGACAGAUGAAACAAGUGAGCUCAGAGCUGUUCUUCAGGGGGCUCAAGUUUUUCUUGUUGCUUUUAAGGGCCCCUUUCAGUGUUGCAUCUUAGCACUGACUGAGGUGGGGGCAGAGUCUUUCUUUUACUACUGCAUAUACUUAAUUCAAAGAUGAGGUUUCUUCCCCCCAUUUGACAUGAUGGAGUGGGGCUGGGGAAUCCCUCAUCUCUUAGAAUUACAUACAGCAGUGGAGGUGGGGGUGGCUGCUGUGGCUCAGGCUCCUGCCGCAGCUGAUACUUGUGUCUUCUACCAUCUCUGCACCCUACAGCAGUGUGAAGGAUGGAUUCAAGAUGACCCUCCAAGAAUUAGAAUGUGUACAUGGAAAAUAGUAACAAAUUUAUACAUUUUCCAUGUAUAGAAUCAAAUUAUGGGGGGGAGGGUUGUCUUGGAUUCAAGUAAAUACGAUAUUUGCUGGGGCUCUUUGGAAUAUAGUGUGUGUAUUUUGGGGGGGGAGUUAAGUGUGCUUUUUGCAGAGUGGGGUGACCACUGCCCCUCAUUUUCAGGAGAAAAGGUACAGGCUUGAAUGAAGAGGUGGUGAGAAGAUGGGAAUUAUCCAUUAGGGUUGAGGUGGGUGGUGGCGGGGGGGGGGGUAUUGGGGAGAUUUCUUGUCUUUGGAUGCCAGUGGUGGCUCCACUGUGUGGUUGAAAUUAGAAGGGGCUUGCUUAUUGGGGGGGAGGGGGAAAAUUGGGAUUUCUCAUGUUUUAGAUUACUGUCUGGGGAAUCUCAUCUCUUGAUUGUUUAUUGUAAGCUACUCUGAGUCUUUUGGCCAGGGCAGUGUGUAAAACUAAGAAAUAAACGGAUUCAUUGCUGUG
Molecule: messenger RNA, 2549 nt
Organism: Alligator mississippiensis (American alligator)
Lineage: Eukaryota; Metazoa; Chordata; Crocodylia; Alligatoridae
Product: zinc finger protein 239
Exons: 7
Coding region: 388-1515 (375 amino acids)
Biological process (GO): negative regulation of transcription by RNA polymerase II
Molecular function (GO): DNA-binding transcription repressor activity, RNA polymerase II-specific
Source: RefSeq, a predicted model, not a curated record